CACCUAGAAUGGAAUAAAUAAAUGCUGAAAUAUUGGUGUCUUAUUCCGCUGGGCUUCCUAAAAAGGAAAUAAAAAUGGUAGAGCCAGAAGGAAAAUGAAUAGUUAAUCGUGGAGGAGGAGAAAACCUAGCCCAGUACUUUGACUAGAGGCAGCUGGGGAAGUGACGUCCUGUAGCAUUUGCUGUUCUAGAAAGUACAGAGACACGUAGUGAAAAUGGGAGGAUCUAGAAGGAGGCCGUCUCCCGUGUAGUGUAUAUUUAUCUGUAAGUGAGCUGUUGGGGAAGGAAUUAAAUACGGAGACGCUGCCUGCUUGCCGCUUUAAGACAGCGAAGCUGAAUUGCUGAUUUGCUUUAACUUUUAAAAUACCCAGCUGGGUUUCUUUUUCUUAGAAUCAUUGUAUUGCUGAGACUGGGGACGCUGUUUUCUGUCACAAAGGGAAAUCUAAGUUCAUUUCAAGGCAUUCGAAAUGGGGAAAGACUAUUAUUGCAUUUUGGGAAUUGAAAAAGGAGCUUCAGAUGAAGAUAUUAAAAAGGCUUACCGAAAACAAGCCCUCAGAUUUCAUCCGGACAAGAACAAAUCUCCUCAGGCGGAGGAAAAAUUUAAAGAGGUCGCAGAAGCUUAUGAAGUAUUGAGUGAUCCUAAAAAGAGAGAAAUAUAUGAUCAGUUUGGGGAGGAAGGGUUGAAAGGAGGAGCAGGAGGUACUGAUGGACAAGGAGGUACCUUCCGGUACACCUUUCAUGGUGAUCCUCAUGCCACAUUUGCAGCAUUUUUUGGAGGUUCCAACCCCUUUGAAAUUUUCUUUGGAAGACGGAUGGGUGGUGGUAGAGAUUCUGAAGACAUGGAAGUAGAUGGGGAUCCUUUUAGCGCCUUUGGAUUCAACAUGAAUGGAUAUCCAAGAGACAGGAAUUCUGUGGGGCCAUCCCGCCUCAAACAAGAUCCUCCAGUUAUUCAUGAACUUAGAGUAUCACUGGAAGAAAUAUAUAGUGGUUGUACCAAACGAAUGAAGAUUUCUCGAAAAAGGUUAAACCCUGAUGGAAGAAGUUAUAGAACUGAGGACAAAAUUCUCACCAUUGAGAUUAAAAAAGGGUGGAAAGAAGGCACCAAAAUUACUUUUCCAAGAGAAGGAGAUGAAACACCAACUAGUAUUCCAGCAGACAUUGUUUUUAUCAUUAAAGAUAAAGAUCACCCAAAAUUCAAAAGGGAUGGAUCAAAUAUAAUUUAUACUGCUAAAAUUAGUUUACGGGAGGCAUUGUGUGGCUGCUCAAUUAAUGUUCCAACAAUGGAUGGAAGAACCAUACCCAUGUCAAUAAAUGAUAUUGUGAAACCUGGAAUGAGGCGAAGAAUUAUCGGAUAUGGGCUACCAUUUCCAAAAAAUCCUGACCAACGUGGUGACCUUCUAAUAGAAUUUGAGGUGUCCUUCCCAGAUACUAUAUCCUCAUCAUCCAAAGAAGUACUUAGGAAACAUCUUCCUGCCUCCUAGAAUGAAAAACUUUGUUACCCAUAUUUUGAUAAGGCACUGAAAAUAUAAAAGGACUGGCCGUUUACUGAUGUAGAUGUGAAUUCUGUAUAAAGACAUGUAAAUUAUUUUGAGGGUUCAUUAAAUUGCAUGAAUAGAGACGGGUCCUAUAAAUAGGCAAAAGGGAUUUUUACAGUUAAGAGAUGACGAAAAAACCAUGCACUGUAUUUUGUUUCAUUUUUCCCAAAUCAGAAAUUUUUAGUAUUUUGCUUACAUGUAAAGUUUGUUUUUGUGGAGUUCAUAGCUAUCUUUCUAAUAAAGUACUAGGCUAUCCAAGUACUGUAUUUCCUACAGCUUUACAGUAUCAGUAUGAUAGGUUCUCAUUUACAGUAGAAAUUUAAAUUCUUAACUAAACUAUACAUGUGAUAGGUAUUUCUAGAAAAUAAAAAGCCAAGUAACUUGGAAAUCUGGUUAACUAUAUUAAAAUCACCAUAUGAAAUGCUGCUAUAGGGCUGGUACCCAUAAAAGAUUAUCCAAAUACAUAUAUUUCACCAUUUUGAUUUUUAAGUAUGCUGUGGCAUUUCUUCAUUAACAUAGUUGUAAUGUUCCUAGGGCAGACCUUUUCUUCAUAAAAAGGAAAUUAAUGGUAAUUUAUCUCCUGUGGAAAUCCCAGUUGCCUGAAUUACUGAUGUUUUAGAAAUAGGUUGUUUUUAAAAUGCCAUAUAUGAUUUUAUGCAAGUUGACUAUAUAUCUUGGACUUAAUAAUAAAUUAUAGGUACAUUUUAUUGUCCACUAGUUAAUCUGUUUGAUAAUAAAUGCGUUUUUAGAGGAAAUAUUGUUACUUGGAAUUAAUUUUCCAGUUACACAGUCUUCUAUAACUUACUCAUAAUAUGCUAUAUAUGUACCAUAUGCAAUUUCCCUAAAAAGAAUGAACUACCACUACGGUGUUAAACCAAAAUAUGGGGAAAAUAAACACUAACUGCUGCUUAUGAAUGAUGUUGCUACUACUUGUUAUGCAUAUAAAUAUUUUACUUUUUCAUAUGUAUAGAUUGCAUUUCUUAGGUGUUUUAAUUUUUUAAAUAUAUUUACGUUUAAAAAAUUA
Phacochoerus africanus (Common warthog) is the source of this 2557-nucleotide messenger RNA. RefSeq names its product DnaJ heat shock protein family (Hsp40) member B4 (gene DNAJB4). The transcript has 3 exons. Gene Ontology annotation, molecular function: protein-folding chaperone binding. Gene Ontology annotation, cellular component: cytosol. Lineage: Eukaryota; Metazoa; Chordata; Mammalia; Artiodactyla; Suidae. The coding region runs from base 466 to 1479 and encodes 337 amino acids. The record is from RefSeq and is a predicted model, not a curated record.